Puntigrus tetrazona (Sumatra barb) is the source of this 726-nucleotide messenger RNA. RefSeq lists its product as uncharacterized. The transcript is spliced from 5 exons. Bases 223 to 726 code for a protein of 167 amino acids. Gene Ontology annotation, molecular function: protein binding. Lineage: Eukaryota; Metazoa; Chordata; Actinopteri; Cypriniformes; Cyprinidae. The record is from RefSeq and is a predicted model, not a curated record.
AUCAGAGCUAUGACCUACAGCAUUAAAACAAUUAACUGAAGUGGAACAGAUUUAAAUAGAUUUAAGAGUGCUGACGUUUCCUAGAAAAGCACCCAUCUAAGACCUUGCAAUGUGUGUGCGUAUGAAAGAGUAUUUAAAGAGAGGGAGAGGAUUUUGCAACAGCGGUGAUUCUGAAAAGUGUCUCAGUUCUUCUUGCAGUUUGCGUUUCUGUUUGACUUCAUCAUGCAGCAAAUAUACACACAGAGCCAUGAAGAGUUUGAGGUGUUCACCACUGUUCUGUCGCCUCAAGUUUGUCGGAAGAGAGUGAUGCUCAAGCACCAGGGAGAAAUGGUGGUUGUGACGGCAGACUACAGCACAGACUGUGAUGAAGAGCUGUGCGUCCGUGCCGGAGAGACGGUGUUGCUUCUGUAUCAGGAGAAUGCUGACUGGUGUUUCGUCCGACUUCAGAACGGAAAGGAAGGAUACCUGCCCACAGUCUGCUUCACUACGAAGCAGGAGCCAUUGAGGCCCAUCGUGACUCAGACAUCGCAAAACUUUACUCAAGCGGCGUCUAAUGAUCGCAGUAGCUGUUCUGGAGGGCGCUCUUUCAAACUGCCGCGGCGAGCGUCUCUGUCAGGAGUGCCGGGUUCACCUCGAUUAUUUCAGCGGCUGCUCUCUCGUCGACGUAGUGAUGGACAUGCCGUACGUUCAGUUGGCUCCAUCAAUCCCGCAUUUCACCCUGACUGA